Molecule: messenger RNA, 6936 nt
Organism: Melampsora larici-populina 98AG31
Lineage: Eukaryota; Fungi; Basidiomycota; Pucciniomycetes; Pucciniales; Melampsoraceae
Exons: 10
Coding region: 1-6936 (2311 amino acids)
Molecular function (GO): protein binding
Source: RefSeq, a predicted model, not a curated record
AUGCAUUAUCAAACUCAGCAAGACAUUCUUCGACAACAGAAUGAACAAUCUCAUCAGUCUCACCCAUCUCGCCCAGUCUCUGCAUCUCAAUCACACCCUCGCUCGGCCAGUAUGACACAACAAUCAGAAUUGCCAUCACCUGAGAAUCGCCGUCAGUCUGAAGCAGCACAGAAGCACGCUGAUAUCAUUCGACGUCAGGGUGAACUUCAACAAACUUAUGAGGCUCAACAGCAUCGUCUUAAUCCUGCUUACGCACCUCAAGAACCAGCUCCGUUCACUGAUCCUGGGCGUCGUCACAGUUCGUACAAUCAAAUCAACUCCCACGAGCCGCCUCCACGCCCCAUUCAAAAACCUUAUGAUCGCUCACAUCCAUCAUCAUCCCAACUAUCUCACAUGAUCACUCAAGAGUUGACACAAUCCCAAGCUGAGUUCUCCCCACAAAUUGUCCGUAGCCAAUCACAAUAUCAUCAAUUCGAAGCAACAUCUCCCUAUCAUCCACAUCCACCUCCAUCCUCUCACGCCUUUCGGCAGGAUCACCGGAGCCCGCUUGCCUCGCCUCAGCUCAAUCACGUCUCUCGACAACUUCCUCCACCCCACUCUCCAUCGGAUUACCCUCAACGACCUACAUCGGUGGACGUUCGCCAUACUCUUUCUCCCGUUUAUUCUCCUGAGCCUGAAACCGAGCACCCGGCCUCACAGCCACUCCGACCAUCUCCACCACACUCUGUGCCAGCAAUUGACGUUAAACCCUCGCUUUCGGGUCAUAUCCAGAACCCUUCUUCAGAACUUCCCAGUGGUGGCCAUGCACCAGCCUCGCAUUAUCGCCUUUGUCCUACUGAUCGAAACCGGGUAGAAGAAUCAAAUCUCAAUGCAGAUUCAUCCGUUCCUCGCCCUUCCUCAUCCAGAAGAAAAUCUGAAGAAGAUGAUGGGCCAGAAACCUCCGCAUCACCAGAACAACAGUCAAGCACCGAAAGCUUUGACGAUGGUGUGAUUCGUUGCAUUUGCUCAGUGACGACAGAUGAUGGUUUUACUAUACAAUGUGAAACCUGCGAGGUAUGGCAACACGCAGUGUGUGUAGGCAUCCCUUUCGAAGAGGUCCCGGAGCACUACUUCUGCGAUCAGUGCGAGCCUUCUCUGGAUCGCCGGAAAGAACUGGCUGGUAUGGCCCAUCGGGCUGAACGCCUGCAGCGAGAGCGGAUCAUUCGAGAGGCCUCCAAUCGUUCCCGGGGCUCUCAAGUCACUGUCAAUGACGACGACACCAUCAACGAGCGAUAUUACCGAACAACCGUAUUCGAGAACGCAACAGUGGUUGCCUCCCCAAUUAUCAGUGCGGUGGUCAUGAGCCGAGCACCAAGUAGUACAUCUGUCAGCGAUUCGCGAGCAGAACUCGCCACAUCUAUCAACUCACAUAGUUCUAGUACCAAAAAUAAAGCUAAAGAUUCACAACAUCUGAACACAAAUGAAAAGACAGCUCAAAGUACUUCACGCAAGACUAGCAAGAGUCAUCCGACCAUCCCCCUAACCUCGGCUGGCAUUACUUCACUACCUGCGCAACCGGCGCCUGGAACUGAGACAAAUCUCAAUACUCUGGGCCUAUGUGGCCUCAUGGAAAAUGCUUCAAAGGACACUAUGCUGGCACCUCGGGAGAUCCCCGCUCGAAAGCCUGGCCGAAGGUCCACCAAAUCCAACCAGUCUCGACCUCAAGUCUCCAAGGCUACAUUGGAGCCCAUUUCUAUCUCGAAUGCAAAUAGUCUCGGUAAUGGGGUAGAUUAUGAUAACCCACUUCCUAGUGGAUCGGUGUCCAAUCAAGUUGAUUUAGAUGAAAGGUAUGAAGCAUGGCGACAUGAAUUUACGCCAACUGCGAAAGAUCGUUAUUUCGAUACCGAUGUGAAGAGUCUGAUCAGCCAACUUGUCGCUCAACACAUGUCAUCUCAUCGCAACUCGUUGCAUGAUGCUACCCUAGAGCCUGAGGGAAGCGAUCACUUUGCUACGAGUGAGGACACUGCAUCUCCCGAAGUCAGUAGAACGGGGACGGAAUUCGUCUCUGAACUUUACCCACCAGAGUCCAACGUACCACCAUCUGCUCCCAACACUUUUCCCAAGUCAGCCGAACCCAACCAUAAAGGAUCUCGAGCUAACCACCAUGCCUUUGACCAGUCUCAUUUUAUGCCAGUAACCAUGCCUGAGUUACCCUCACCAUUGAAACUUAACGUCAAGAUCAUAACACUAGCCUCGACCAACUUUGCUCCAACAUUUGCUACGAAUCCUUUUUAUCCGACAUUUGCGGCCACUGCUGCAACUACCAGCACGUCAGCUUUACCUCGCUUGAUCACACAUGGCGUCUUCUCAACUCAUCCGAUUGCCAGAGGAACUUUCAUCGGUUGUCUCAAAGGCUCUAUCACAACUUUCAAGAAAUACACGUCAGAUCUUUGCAAUCAGUAUUCGAAUAUAGGGUGCAACAAACCACAUGUGAAGUUCUUCAAGUCAACUCGAUCGGAUUCUAUGGCGGCUACUCCUAAUGAUGGUUUAGUGAUCGAUAGUCGACAGUAUGGCAAUGAAAAUCGAUUCAUCCGGAGCGGUUGUCAUCCCAAUGCGUUUAUCAAUAUCAUCCUGACCCCUCAUCCUUCAGUAUCAGAAGAAAACCGCUCCAGCUCGAAUACGCCAUCCAAUCGUUCACCCUCACAGCAUUCGGAUCAUCAUGUUGAUAAGGUAGAGAUGGCUGACGGACGCGAUUUAAUACCUGAAAUACUAGAACUAACCUUAGUGUGUGGUUGUCAUUCAGAUCACGACUUGCAUUUACCCUGGGAAGUCACUUUUGGGGUGUUCGCAGCAGCUGAUAUUUCAAGACGGGAAGAGAUCGUUUUGCCUUGGGAUUGGGACGAUCAUCAUACAAUUCACCUUCUUCCUAGAUUGUUGAAUCAUUCCAAUACAUUCGAAAGCCAAUUACAAUCAUCACCACAGCGAUCACCCAUCAGCACUGCAUCACACUUUUUACCCUGGUCCAGUUCCGAUCUGAAGAUUUUGAGUUCGAAGAUGGCCUCGAUCACACUUACCUUGUUUGGAUUAACGAUCUGUGGUUGUGAGAAAAAAAGAAGCUGUGCACUCAAUUUGAUGUGGAAGAUUGGUUGCUUGAGUGCUGGCCUACCUAUCUUUCCAGUUCGAUCUGAAGUUGAAGAACAACAACGAUCGUCAAGUUUACUGAGCAUGUCAAACUUGAAGGAAAAGUCAGAACCGUACACGUUUGAAGAGAAACUAAGGAUUGUACUUAACUCUUUCCUUGAACAACCCAAUCAGAAUGGUGUCACAAACAAAUCUGGAAGGUUAUUGCAACCCUAUCCUUCGUUCACAAAUUAUAACUUCAACGUCACUCAUCCGAAUCGGAUCAAGAAACACAAGAUUGAUCUAGGCCCACUGCUUGGUCUCAAAAGGAAUUGGUGGAACUUUCAACCUUCAAUUCAAGAGCAGGGAUUGGGGAUCGAUUUGGCAAUCACUGAGAAAGGUAACAAACGUGCUAGGAGCGGUAGUGAUAAUUCAAUCCCAGCUAUCAGUAAGCUAAGAAGAGUUAGUGAUACGAUUAGUGACCGGCGUUCGGUCGAUGAUAACAAUGGCAGCAACAAUCAAACCGAAGAUCGAGUUCUUGAACCGGAAGAUGAGGUGGUCGCAAGUGAUAUGGUUAGAUCUCAAGAAAUGAUUGCAGGUUCUCCUCCACCGGCACUACCUCCGGAAUCGAAAGGUGACCUUGAUGAGGAACAAGCAACAUCACACUCACCAAUCCUUCGGCUAACUCCAACACCGGCGCCACCAUCACCCCAAGAGGAUCCGACUCAACUCCGAGUAGAAGAUGAUCGUCUGCAGUCAACCGAAAUCAGCUCAGAUCAGCCAGUCAAAGAGGAGAUCAUCGAUGAUGAUGUAGUCAUGGCCCUAGCGGAACAAGAACCGGUAGAAAGCGUAGUCGAUAGACAUGGCGAGCCCGAUCCUGUAGAUACUGAUGGGAUGGACUUGACUAUUUCCGUGACCGACAGCUUGAAUCCUGUGUUAGCCAACGGGGACCUGAACGUCGAUCAAGAAGUCGAUGUGACUGAAAAAGUCGAAGGGCGCGAUAUCAUCAUGGAUGAGGCCCCAGCAUCAGGUUUGCCAUUGCCAAUGGAAGAUCUCGCCUCGGCAGCUCCUAUCGAUCCUUCUCCCAUCGAUCCCUCUCCAAUGCCACAGCCACCGUCGCCAGCGAUGAUCGUGGAUGAUGAUGAUGGAGAGAAUCUGACUGGUGUGGUUCAGGAGUCAUCACGUGAAAGCCCUCAAGUAGGUAAACAAAAUGGACAUGCCCACUCGUCAGAAGUAAAAGUAGAAGACGAGGAAGAGGAGGACAUUGUGUUUGAUCAAGCCAGCUCAGAAGUUGAAGUAUGCAUAGCUUCAGAUGCCUCAACAAUUGUCUUGGGCUCAAGUGAUGAAGAUUUGUUAUCGUUGAGUAAGGGAAAACGUCCGAAGCCACCCAAAGUGAUCGCUAACAAACCAUCUCCACCAAGUCGUGUAGUUGUUGAACCCAAGAUCAUCCAUCCCCCAGUAAAAAGAAGAAAAGGAAGAGUAAUCCUUUCUUCCGCAUCUUCUUCCUCGCCAACUGACGAUAAAAACACGAAAGAUACAAAUACCAAUUCCCAUAGCGCUCCCAGGAUCUCCUCGACACCCUCUUCUUCUUCUAUGUCAAAUCAAUCGGGAGAUGAAGACGAUGAUGAUAAUAAGUCACACAUCAAUAUCGGAUCACGCACGACAAAAUCCACUUCAGUGUCAAAUCCAUCAAACAUCACCGGUGAUUCGUCUGGUAAAAUCAAUGACGCUCCAGCUCACGAAGAUGUGUCGAUGUCUGGUAUCGAAUCUGAUAUACCCAUACCAACCGAUCUUUCAACAUUUGUUGCUGAGGCUGUCCCUCGGAAGGUAGAUCAACCUUUGGUGUCACCGAAAUCCGAAGCAGCCCCAGUGCCAGUAUCAAAACCAGGACCCAUGCAACUGACGCCACAACCACUAUCAGCACCGCAACCAGAACCUGUGCCAGUGCCAGUGCCCACGGAAGAUUCAGAGCCGGCGCAAAAUCCGGUGCCCCAACUGGAACCAGAAGAGCCCAAACUGGAACCGACAUUUGUUCCGAAGCCACCUCCACCCAAGCGCAUUAGUCUCAAAGAUUACAGAUCACGAAGAGUACAAGAGCCUUUGAGCAAUAGCAACCGAACGGUAACUAGUCCAAUCUUGAAAUUCUCAAAACCGAAUGAGAUUGAUUCUACACGUCGAAAGCUUUCACAGCCACCUCCACCACCUCUUUCUAGUCUACCACCUCUUUUACCACAUAAUCAACCCAAUCAACCACUCUUACCACUUUCACCUCGAAAACUUGAAUUAGUUGCAUCUGUUCUCAAAAAGGAUGAUAGGAUGAGAGAAGAAGAAAAAGUUGAAGAACACAAAGAGGAAAAGACGACAUUGGUGGACACGAUUGUAUCAACAACAGUGGAAGAGGCGCCUUCGAUGGAAGUCGAUGUACCAAACGAGGUGAAAUCAACGCCUUUGAUGGAAAUGAUUCAAAAAUCGCUUGAAGCACCGGAACUCGGUGUCAAUGAUAGUACGAGUCAAUUGGAAAAGGAGGAGAAGAAACCAACCGAUUUAAUCACGAGUGAGAAUCUUUCAAAGGCUGUAGCUGAAGUCCCUCAUGACAUUGCACUCUUAGAAGAUGACUUGGAUGGGAGUACAAUUGAGAACAUGUCGAUAUCCGGUUCUUAUGAAGAAGAAGAAGGAGAAUAUCGAGAGUUUGAAGCGUUCCAAGAUGGACACUCUUUGUCAAAUGAGGCUGUAGCCAUUCACCAUGCUCAAUCUGAGGAGGCCAAUCAUCUCAGCACUGGAAAACAUGAACCAGUCGAAGAAGCGGGUUCAACGUCAAAUGAGUCAAAUCAUCUACCGGUCGAUCAGCCAACAAUGAGUGAUCGGCUUUUAGAAUCUCCGGAACAAUUCUCAAUCCCGCUUGAGCCAAUUCAAGACUCAGUAGCCAAGGCAGAACCGGAACCAGAGGUCCCUACUCGAGCUGAAGCACGCCGUCCUAGACUUUCACUUGCAGCAUACCGACUACGUUUAGCCGAAUCUCGACCCUCGAGUUCAGAAACUCAAUCUAUCACUGAUCAACAACAAUCGCAAGCGAUGGAUAUCGACUCAGAGAGUCCUUCUGAAGUACGAGCACAACAAACUUCACCUUUGCGCAAGCUGGUGCAAGUCUCCGAGUUGAAGGAUGAUCAGCCGCGUAAAAUGAUGACUGAUGAGCCGGAAAUUAUGGACAUUGAUCAGAAGCAUCAUGAUGAUCAUGAAGCAGAAAAGGUUCCCCUCCUGGUUCCUGCUCCUGCCGCCGUAUUGCAUAGUGUAUCAGAUGAAACACAGCUGAAGGACAACAAAGCGGUUUCGGGUGAGUCUGCUGAACCAAAAGUUGAACAGCUGAGGAAGAACUCGAUGUACUUCCCACCCUUCUCGCCAUCUCUACUUAUGGGAGGUGCUGGUUUAUCGCAAUCGCCCGCUCCGCCCUCUUCUCCUCAACCUGGUGAAAUUGAUGUGACCAAAGCUGUGGGUAGGAAGACGGUAGUAUCUUCUUCCCCUUUCCGGCGCUCUCGAAGUCGUACUCCUCCCGAACCUUAUCCAGCUUCACCAUCAGCUGAAGUUUCAACACAGUCUGAGAUCCCUACAAAUCACUUGAACGCUGAAAUUACCACUAGUCAAUCUCGAGGAUCCUCACUUCCAUUAGUUCUUCCAAACACAACCUCCACUGCCAAAGUCAAAGAAGAAGAAGAAGACACAUCAGAGGGAGAAAUCGAUCCAAGAAAACAAAACUUUCGCACUGCAGAGACUGAAUCACCAAAGGGUUUUAAAAAGCUUUUUCACAACUUCCUUCUGGCCCUCGAAAUGGAGAGAGUAUGA